This is a messenger RNA of Apis dorsata (giant honeybee), 534 nucleotides long. RefSeq names its product endocuticle structural glycoprotein SgAbd-1-like. NCBI's taxonomy places the organism in Eukaryota, Metazoa, Arthropoda, Insecta, Hymenoptera, Apidae. Gene Ontology annotation, molecular function: structural constituent of chitin-based larval cuticle. The coding region runs from base 65 to 445 and encodes 126 amino acids. Gene Ontology annotation, cellular component: chitin-based extracellular matrix. The transcript is spliced from 2 exons. The record is from RefSeq and is a predicted model, not a curated record.
AUUUAUUUGAAUAAUAAAUAAUAAAUGAAUUCUUAUUUCUCAGAUUUUCUUAGGAUUUGCAACGAUGGUUUGUGCACAAUAUAAUAGAUACCCGUAUAACCCUGAUUAUUAUGGUCGACGUUUUGCUAUACUGCGACAAACGCAAAAUUCUUCUCCGGAUGGAUCAUAUUCUUACAGUUACGAUACAGAAAAUGGCAUAUCUGUAGCAGAACAAGGUACACCCAAGUUUAUUGGACCGAAUCAAAUUGAAUCAGUUCGAGGACAAUUUAGUUAUACUGCACCGGAUGGCACACCGAUUUUGCUUACUUAUACUGCUGACGAAAAUGGUUUUCUACCAAAUGGUGCUCAUUUACCAACACCACCACCAAUACCAGUAGCGAUACAACGUGCUUUGGUUCAUAAUGCAGCUCAUCCUGAAGAAGAAGAACCUUAUAGAAGAUAUUGAUGAACAUAAAGCAUAUUUUAACUCUCUAAGAAAGCUCUAGUGACAUAAAUAGAAUAGUACAACAUAGAUAUGAAAAAAGAUUUUCAAAA